UAGUUUAGACGUAUUCAUGUUUACGUAGAGUUUAGCAGUAUCAAAAAAGGGACUAGGGCAUCCUUAUGACAGGUUUUAUAUUUUCGCGAUCAGGCUAUUCGACGACUGAACGACGCGGCGCGCUUGCAUGCGUCUGGUACGCAAUGCAGCCGCGCGCGACUGUCGCAGUGGGCGGGCAUCGGGCAACGUACACCGCAAGUCGCAGCGCGCCUGCCCACUACGACACGACACAUCAGUCGCGACGCGUCGCCGCCGCUGAGUGCCCGUUGCGUUUUUUCCGUCGCACUAUCAUGGCCGAUCCCGACGUAAUAUCAAACUUCAGUCCCUUAGUACUUAUAGAGGAGGUUAAAAAACGACCUGGAUUGUACGAACCGGACCAUCCCAGAGACCGUCUAGAAAGACUAAAGUUAUGGAAGGAAGUCGGGGCUGCUUUAUUUCCUAAUUGGAAUACUUUCAACAAAGCGACAAUGUAUCAUGCAGUCCUACAGAUCCAGAGGAAGUGGCGGUCACUGCGGGACGCGUACAACAGGGAACUACGAUCACGUCGCUCCGGAGUCAGGGUGCACAGGCGUGUGUACAUAUAUUUCAAGAAGAUGACUUUCCUCGGCGGAUUUGAAGGCUCCGUGAGUGAGGAUGACAGUAUGGUUAACGAAACCCCGACAGAAAACGAUCCGUUCAACGAGACCUUUAGUCCUUUAAGUCGAGAGUCAAGAAAAAGGAAAAAGAAAGCACCUGUCUCCAAUUCUGAUGAAAGUCAACCUCCCGAGGAGUUCGAAAUGCCAGUCUUCAACAACGUGGAAGUACCUAACGACAUCGAAUCAGACGCUGACAAAUUAUUCCUGUUAUCAUUCGUGCCUGAAAUGAGGCAAUUGCCUUCUAACAUCAAAAUGUGGACACGUGCCCAGAUCGCAAAUAUAAUGCAAGAAGCUGUCUCCUGUCAUUAUAGUAACCUAACACCUGGGACUUCGACGGAGCGAAGUGUCACAGAUGUUAAACUACAAAGAAAUGACAGUAUUGAAUGAUGGUUAUUUAUUUAUUUGCUCUCACGUAAUACUUUUUAUAAAGAUUAUAUAGUAUUUUCACUAAUAAACUACAGGUUUUCGUUAAAUAAUGUUAGGAAUAUCUAAUAUUAAGUAGUAUGUUGUAUUUUGAUCGUAUAAUUUAUAAAAUAA
Messenger RNA from Papilio machaon (common yellow swallowtail), 1172 nucleotides. RefSeq lists its product as uncharacterized. Gene Ontology annotation, biological process: regulation of transcription by RNA polymerase II. Gene Ontology annotation, molecular function: DNA binding. Gene Ontology annotation, cellular component: nucleus; transcription regulator complex. The coding region runs from base 66 to 1022 and encodes 318 amino acids. The transcript has 3 exons. The record is from RefSeq and is a predicted model, not a curated record. NCBI's taxonomy places the organism in Eukaryota, Metazoa, Arthropoda, Insecta, Lepidoptera, Papilionidae.